CUCUGCCAUCUUGCCUGAUCUCACUACUCACGCUCGUUGUUUAAAACUUCGAACAUCGUUUUUGACAUACAGUAUGGCUUUGUUGACUGACUUUUCCGCGAACUGGCCGGAAAAUUAACGUCUGAAUCGAGACAUUGCAAAAUUUAAGUUUCCUCCGCGGCCGGCGUUAAGUUCCCCAAGCUUCCUUUUUACGUGCACCUUACAAUUCGCUACUAUGAAUAACGCGGACGAUGUUAUAACAAGUAUAUACGACACCUUAUUGCACUUACGAUAUCCACACAUUACUAACGUGGAGUCGAGAGACCUGGAGGCAACGAUUCUCACUGGCGAAAAUCGGGUUUCUCUAUUGUCCUGGCUUCUGACGGAGAAGUCGCCGCCGUCGUCGAUUGUCGCCAAUUUAGGAAAGUUGAAGAACGAUGCUUUGGAAGAUCAGUUAUUUGAAUAUUACUCUCAGAUUGGGAUCUGCAAGAACAAGGAUAUGUUACUGGGUAAAUGUUCGUUGAAAGAGCAACUGCCAACUUUAAGAUUAUUGCUAGACUUCAUGAGAAAGGUGUACGUGGAACCUGUCGCAAGUACAAAUGAGACGGAAGAGAUAGAUAUUAUUAAGUUAUGCAUCGAUGACGCUCACCAGGCUCCCUUUCUUCCUGUCGUUGAACCAAAAAUGAGUUACGCAGAAGCUAUUAAAUAUCUUGAAGAGACUGAGAAAAAGAUGUUGGACAAUGAUUGUGGAGAAAUUAGAACUAACUUACCUGAAGACUUGCACACAGAGACUGAUGAUAGACUGGUUAGUGAAGAGCAGGAUGCGCUGUUCGACAAAACGAAUGAAAAGUUUAUCGAGGCGUUUCGCUCGAUUUCGUCUUGGCCGGUGAGAGCCAGGAGUUUGGACAAAAAUAUCUCCGAUUCCAUUUGUACGAACAUGAAAAGUAUAUGCUCCAACUUUGCCUCUUUGAAAAAGGUGCUGCGAGCAAAAGAAGAGAUAUCUAACGUGAAAUUAGCAAAGGGACUACCAGAGACCGCCGCACCUUUAAACGCAAUUAUAGAAGAUAUAAUAGUUUGCAACGAGCAACUCGAGAACCUAAACGGUGACUGAAUGAUCUUGUAUUUAUCUCGUGUAUGCAGCCAUGACUUAAUAUAAUUUAUGACGUUAAAUACUUAUGUAAUAUAAAAAAACAAUUAUCUAUUUAAAUAAUCCAUUAAUGCAUCAUAGAUUAUCAAUGCAGAGGAAGAUACUUUCGCAAGACUGAAAUAAAGAAAUCAAUAUAGGA
Molecule: messenger RNA, 1265 nt
Organism: Vollenhovia emeryi
Lineage: Eukaryota; Metazoa; Arthropoda; Insecta; Hymenoptera; Formicidae
Exons: 6
Coding region: 215-1090 (291 amino acids)
Source: RefSeq, a predicted model, not a curated record